Molecule: messenger RNA, 318 nt
Organism: Fraxinus pennsylvanica
Lineage: Eukaryota; Viridiplantae; Streptophyta; Magnoliopsida; Lamiales; Oleaceae
Source: the annotation of a GenBank genome assembly
AUGAAUAAUGGACCUCCAUGCCUUAAGAAGGAAAAUUCUUCAUUCGGAGGACCGAAUGGAGGAUCAAGGGCAAGUUUCGAUAAUAACAACAGAGUUUAUGUGGGAAACCUUGCAUGGGAAGUUGAAAAUCUAGAUCUUCAAACCUUCUUCAGUGAGCAACGAAAGGUUAUAGAGGCCAAGCUGGUUUAUGACAGAGAGAGUGGUAGAUUAAGGGGUUUCGGGUUUAUAGCCUAUAGUUCUGCUUAUGAGGUACAAUGCAGUUGGAUCGAAGGAUGGCAUGAUAAAUUUAUUCUUGAGGCAAUACUACUUGCAUCUUGA